AUGUCGAUUGAUCAUGCCGAAACGAAAGUAGCUUGCAAGAUCAUCCAUAGAUCUGCUGAUCUUGUUGAUACAGCACUCACAAACAUAGAGGGAAAGAUGAAACAGAAUUGGAAAUGUGCAAGUGUAGAUGAAAAGCGAUUCCCAAAAAUCAACAAAUAUGUGACGCCUACAAGAAAGAUGCGUGAAGAUCUUCAACCAAAUUUGGUGGAGACCGUUGUAAGUGAUUAUGAAUAUGACGAAGAACGGAAGGAAAUUUCUGAUAACGAAGAAUAUUCCGAUGAUGAAGAUUCCGAAAUUGAGAUAAACGAAAAUACUCUUGAAUCCUUUGAUGAGACAGAUCAACUCAUUGAAUCAGAAUAG
Messenger RNA from Funneliformis geosporum, 360 nucleotides. The record is from the annotation of a GenBank genome assembly. NCBI's taxonomy places the organism in Eukaryota, Fungi, Glomeromycota, Glomeromycetes, Glomerales, Glomeraceae.